AUGUCCUCGGCCGUGGGGCCCCGCGGUGCUCGCCCACCCACCGUGCCUCCCCCCAUGCAAGAGCUGCCCGACCUGAGCCACCUGACCGAGGAGGAGAGGAACAUUAUCAUGGCAGUGAUGGACCGGCAGAAGGAAGAGGAGGAAAAAGAAGAAGCCAUGCUCAAGUGUGUUGUCAGGGACAUGGCGAAGCCUGCUGCCUGCAAAACACCAAGAAAUGCUGAAAACCAGCCCCACCAACCUCCACCGAGAUUGCAUCAACAAUUUGAAAGCUAUAAGGAACAAGUGAGAAAAAUAGGGGAAGAAGCACGGCGUUACCAGGGCGAGCACAAAGACGAUGCUCCGACUUGUGGCAUCUGUCACAAAACAAAGUUUGCUGAUGGGUGCGGCCACCUCUGCUCCUACUGCCGCACCAAAUUCUGUGCCCGCUGCGGAGGCCGCGUGUCUCUGCGAUCGAACAACGAGGACAAAGUGGUUAUGUGGGUAUGCAAUUUAUGUCGAAAGCAACAAGAAAUCUUAACCAAAUCUGGGGCCUGGUUCUUUGGAAGUGGCCCUCAGCAGCCCAGUCAGGAUGGAACCCUAAGUGAUACAGCUACAGGUGCUGGUUCUGAGGUACCCAGAGAAAAGAAAGCACGGCUCCAGGAGCGAUCACGGUCUCAGACUCCCCUAAGCACCGCAGCUGCCUCUUCCCAGGACACAGCUCCUCCCAGUGCACAACCAGACAGGAGCAAGGGAGCUGAGCCCUCCCAGCAAGCCAUGGGGCCAGAACAGAAGCAGGCUGCAUCCAGGUCUAGAAGUGAACCUCCAAGAGAGAGGAAGAAGACGCCAGGGCUCCCCGAGCAGAAUGGCAAAGGAGCCCCCAAGAGCGAGCGGAAACGCGUGCCAAAGACCUCGGCGUCCCCCGGGGAGGGGGCCUCGGAAGAACGGGAGCGGAAAGAAAGGCGGGACAGCCGGAGGCUGGAGAAAGGGCGGUCCCAGGACUACUCCGACCUGCCGGAGAAACGGGAGGACGGCCAAGCGGCGGCUGCGGAGAAGCCGAGGGGCGAGGAGUACCAGACCAGGUACCGCAGCGACCCGAACCUGGCGCGGUACCCCGUGAAGGCGCCGCCGGAGGAGCAGCAGAUGCGCAUGCACGCCCGGGUGUCCCGCGCCAGGCACGAGCGGCGCCACAGCGACGUGGCGCUCCCGCACACCGAGGCGGGCGCCGCGGCCCCCGAGAGCAAGGCGGGCAAGCGCGCCCCCGCCGCCCCCCGGGCCGGGCCGCCCGACGCGCCGCGGACCCACGCGGCCGAGAGGACGGCGGAAGCCCGGGCGCCGGGCGCCAAGCCGCUCACGAACCCCAGCCCGCCGGCGCCCCGGCAUGGGCCGGCCCCCGCGCCCGCCCCGGAGCCCAAAGCCCCGGAGCCCCUCAGGAAGCAGAGCCGCCUGGACCCCAGCUCGGCCGUGCUCGGCCGCAAGGCCAAGCGCGAGAAGGCGGAGACCAUGCUGCGGAACGACUCGCUGAGCUCCGACCAGUCCGAGUCGGUGCGGCCGUCCCCGCCCAAGCCGCACCGGCCCAAGAGGGGCGGCAAGAAGCGGCAGAUGUCGGUGAGCAGCUCGGAGGAGGAGGGCGUGUCCACGCCGGAGUACACCAGCUGCGAGGACGUGGAGCUGGAGAGCGAGAGCGUCAGCGAGAAAGGUGACUUGGAUUAUUACUGGUUGGAUCCUGCCACGUGGCAUAGUCGGGAAACAUCACCGAUUAGUUCGCAUCCUGUAACGUGGCAACCAUCUAAAGAGGGGGACCGAUUAAUUGGACGUGUUAUUCUUAACAAGAGAACAACUAUGCCCAAAGAAUCAGGUGCAUUACUGGGUCUGAAAGUUGUUGGAGGAAAAAUGACUGACUUAGGACGCCUUGGUGCCUUCAUCACCAAAGUAAAGAAGGGUAGCCUUGCAGAUGUAGUUGGACAUUUAAGAGCAGGGGAUGAAGUUCUAGAAUGGAAUGGUAAACCCCUGCCGGGAGCUACAAAUGAAGAAGUUUACAACAUUAUUUUAGAAUCAAAAUCAGAACCUCAAGUUGAAAUUAUUGUUUCAAGGCCUAUUGGUGACAUUCCCAGGAUUCCUGAGAGCUCCCACCCUCCCCUGGAAUCCAGUUCAAGUUCUUUUGAAUCUCAGAAGAUGGAAAGGCCUUCCAUUUCUGUUAUUUCUCCAACAAGUCCUGGAGCUCUAAAAGAUGCCCCGCAAGUCUUACCAGGACAACUUUCUGUGAAACUAUGGUAUGAUAAAGUGGGACACCAGCUGAUUGUAAAUGUUCUGCAAGCAACAGAUCUACCUUCUAGGGUAGAUGGGCGGCCCAGGAAUCCCUAUGUAAAAAUGUAUUUUCUUCCAGAUAGAAGUGAUAAAAGUAAGAGGAGGACCAAAACCGUAAAGAAAGUACUAGAACCAAAAUGGAAUCAAACUUUUGUCUACUCACAUGUACAUCGUAGAGAUUUUAGAGAACGAAUGUUAGAAAUAACUGUGUGGGAUCAACCAAGAGUGCAAGAAGAAGAGAGCGAAUUUCUCGGAGAGAUCCUCAUAGAAUUGGAGACAGCACUUUUAGACGAUGAACCACAUUGGUAUAAACUGCAGACACAUGAUGAAUCUUCACUACCUCUGCCUCAGCCAUCACCUUUCAUGCCAAGGCGACACGUUCAUGGAGAAAGCUCCAGCAAAAAACUACAAAGAUCUCAGCGAAUCAGUGAUAGUGACAUCUCAGAUUAUGAGGUGGAUGAUGGUAUUGGAGUAGUGCCUCCAGUAGGUUAUAGGUCUAGUGCUAGAGAAAGUAAAUCUACAACAUUAACUGUGCCAGAACAGCAAAGAACAACUCAUCACCGCUCACGCUCAGUAUCUCCUCACCGCGGCGAUGAUCAGGGAAGGCCGCGUUCACGUUUACCAAAUGUGCCAUUACAGAGGAGUUUAGAUGAAAUUCAUCCAACAAGAAGGUCACGUUCUCCAACCAGACACCAUGAUGCCUCUAGAAGUCCAGUUGAUCACAGAUCCAGAGAUGUGGAUAGUCAGUAUUUAUCUGAACAAGACAGUGAGCUUCUUAUGCUGCCCAGAGCAAAACGAGGACGAAGUGCAGAAUGCCUACAUACUACCAGACAUCUUGUUAAGCAUUAUAAAACCUUACUGCCCAAGAUGCCUUUAUUACAGAAUGGUUCUCACUGGGAUAGUUACUCACUUCUGCCUGCACAUACUCAAACCAAAUCAGUGAUUAGACAGGACUUUCCCCAUCAUUGUUUCUGUUUUAACUCAAAAGUAUUGAGAUUUACUGAUGAAAUAUUGGUUAGUGAACUGCAGCCCUCCCUUGACAGGGCUAGGAGUGCUAGUACCAACUGCUUGAGACCAGAUACUAGUUUGCAUUCACCAGAACGAGAAAGGGGUAGAUGGUCCCCCUCCCUAGAUAGGAGACGACCUCCUAGUCCCAGGAUUCAAAUCCAGCAUGCUUCUCCGGAGAAUGACAGGCACUCCAGAAAAUCUGAAAGAUCUAGCAUCCAAAAACAGACUAGGAAAGGCAUUGCUUCUGAUGCAGAAAGGGUUCUCCCACCAUGUCUUUCUAGAAGGGGAUACGCAGCCCCAAGAGCGACUGAUCAGCCAGUCCUUAGGGGAAAACAUCCCGCUCGCUCGAGGUCGAGUGAGCACUCUAGUGUCAGAACCCUGUGUUCUGUCCACCACCUUGCCCCCGGAGGGUCGGCGCCACCUUCUCCGCUUCUGACCAGGACACACCGACAAGGAAGUCCAGCCCACUCUCCUCCUGCGGACACUUCCUUCAGCAGCCGGAGGGGCAGACAGCUCCCACAAGUGCCAGUGAGAAGCGGCAGUAUAGAACAAGCAAGCUUAGUAGUGGAGGAGCGAACAAGACAGAUGAAAAUGAAAGUGCAUCGAUUUAAGCAGACAACAGGGUCUGGUUCUAGUCAAGAACUUGAUCGCGAGCAAUAUUCCAAGUAUAGCAUACAUAAAGAUCAGUACAGAAGCUGUGAUAACGUCUCUGCCAAAUCAUCAGAUAGUGAUGUCAGUGACGUGUCCGCCAUUUCCAGAACCAGCAGUGCCUCGCGCCUCAGCAGCACAAGCUUUAUGUCAGAGCAGUCUGAGCGCCCCAGGGGUAGAAUCAGUUCAUUUACCCCUAAAAUGCAAGGCAGACGGAUGGGGACUUCAGGAAGAGCCAUCACGAAGAGCACCAGUGUGAGUGGAGAGAUGUACACACUGGAGCAUAACGAUGGCAGCCAGUCGGACACGGCCGUGGGGACCGUGGGAGCAGGUGGGAAGAAACGGAGGUCCAGCCUGAGCGCCAAGGUGGUCGCCAUAGUGUCUCGACGGAGUAGAAGCACAUCCCAACUGAGCCAAACAGAGUCGGGCCACAAGAAGUUAAAAAGCACCAUACAGAGAAGCACAGAAACGGGCAUGGCAGCCGAAAUGAGGAAGAUGGUAAGACAGCCAAGUCGAGAGUCUACUGAUGGCAGCAUCAACAGUUACAGCUCCGAGGGAAACUUAAUAUUUCCUGGAGUGAGACUAGGAGCGGACAGUCAAUUUAGUGAUUUUCUCGAUGGGCUGGGACCAGCCCAGCUUGUUGGCCGCCAAACCCUCGCCACCCCUGCAAUGGGCGAUAUACAGAUUGGAAUGGAGGAUAAAAAGGGCCAAUUAGAAGUUGAAGUGAUCAGAGCACGAAGCCUCACGCAAAAACCUGGCUCCAAAUCUACACCUGCUCCAUAUGUCAAGGUGUAUCUUUUGGAAAACGGGGCCUGUAUAGCCAAGAAGAAGACAAGAAUUGCACGGAAAACCCUUGAUCCUUUGUAUCAACAGUCCCUGUUGUUUGAUGAAAGUCCGCAGGGGAAAGUUCUUCAGGUGAUUGUCUGGGGAGACUAUGGAAGAAUGGACCAUAAAUGCUUUAUGGGUGUGGCCCAAAUCUUAUUGGAAGAACUUGAUCUGUCCAGUAUGGUAAUCGGAUGGUACAAAUUAUUCCCACCGUCAUCAUUGGUGGAUCCCACACUCACUCCCCUAACCCGCCGGGCUUCCCAAUCAUCUCUGGAAAGUUCAACUGGGCCUCCCUGCAUUCGAUCGUAGUGAACUCAUACUAGAGUCAUUCCA
Messenger RNA from Eptesicus fuscus (big brown bat), 5097 nucleotides. RefSeq names its product regulating synaptic membrane exocytosis 1 (gene RIMS1). Lineage: Eukaryota; Metazoa; Chordata; Mammalia; Chiroptera; Vespertilionidae. Gene Ontology annotation, biological process: intracellular protein transport; calcium ion-regulated exocytosis of neurotransmitter; regulation of synaptic plasticity. Bases 1 to 5073 code for a protein of 1690 amino acids. The transcript has 34 exons. The record is from RefSeq and is a predicted model, not a curated record. Gene Ontology annotation, cellular component: cytoskeleton of presynaptic active zone; presynaptic membrane. Gene Ontology annotation, molecular function: small GTPase binding; transmembrane transporter binding.